ACCAAUCAUAUGCCUGAACAAAAAACACCUACAUGAUGCUAGCUGGUUCUCCAAACACCAGGAGAAUAACUGAUUAAAGAAAGUUUAUUCCGAAAACCUAAAUGCUGUGACAGCUCUAAAGGAAAGAGAGGUGCCUUUUUGGUGUCGGCCCAAACGCUGCUGUGUGUUUGAACUUUCCACCCCGACUGCUGACGUUCUCAAUGAGGUACAAAGGAGCUCGGAUCUACGUCUGGGCUCGAGGCUCAUGCUGUCUGUCUCGGACCUAUCUGGCGGCCCGAACCGCUCCGGUUCGACCCUACAGCUCUGAACCGCCGUCUAGACCUCCUCUACCCACCGACCCCUCCCCUCUUGUACAGAAAGGUACAGCUGAGGUGGUGAAGGAGCGCAGCCUGUCUGCCCUGCAGCAUGCAGGAGAGUUGGGGCGGCAGUGGAGCCAGAGGUCGGCGCAGACGGCCACCGCCACUAUGAACUACUGGUGGGGGAGAUACGAGGAGUUUGUGGGGCUGACCGAAGUCCGCGAGGCUCAAACCAAAGUCACAGAGGCUGAAGCAGCGUUCAUGGUGACCAGAGGAAUCGUGCGUGAGGCGCACACCAGCCUGGAGGCGCUGCAGGGCCGCCUGAAGGAGGUCAGAGACCGGCUGGACCGCGUCUCCAGGGAGGAGGCUCACUACCUGGAGCUGGCCACGAUGGAGCACAAGCUGCUGCAGGAGGAACGUCGUCUCCGGACUGCGUAUGAGAACGCCGAGAGUUCGGAGAGGGAAAAGUUCGGCCUGUUUUCGGCGGCGGUGAGGGAGAGUCACGAGAAGGAGAGGACGAGAGCGGAGCGCACCAAGAACUGGUCCAUCAUCGGCUCUGUGCUCGGAGCCCUGAUCGGGGUCAUGGGGUCAACGUAUAUCAACCGCGUCCGCCUUCAGGAGUUGAAGAAUCUUCUUCUUGAGGCCCAGAAAGGUCCGGAGAGUCUGCAGGAGGCGCUGAAAGUCCAGGCUGGGAACCACCAAACCCAGCAGGACCAACUGGGCGAACUCAUCGACAGCCUCCGGGUCACUCUGGCUGACGCCUUCACUCCGAGCAACAGCGCCCCCCAGGGGAAAGGAGGACCCACCACAGCCUCGCCUGCCGUUUCUCUUUCUGCCUCUAAAGACCUUCAGGUCCAGAACCAGAAGACGGAAUCGCUGCUGGCGUCGCUGGCGGCCCAACUGGGUCGGGUCCAGUUGGGCGUCAGUAAGGUGGACUCCGAACUGCUGGCGGUGCGGAAGCUUCUGGAAGCCGAACCGCAGACCCAAACCCAACCCAACCUUUCUGGCCUUCAGAGAGCAGAGACACGGGAGACGGAGACGGUGGCGAGGCGCCUGGAGGAAACCAGGAGGACGCUGGGGGAAGGAAUCAGGAUGAACACGGUUUACAACGCCGUGUUCAGCUACACCGCCGCCGCCGUUACCGUCUCUGCUGUGUACCUGCUGCUCCGGGGAACUGGUUGAACUGGACCUGGACUGGUUUAUGACGAGUCACAAUAAUAUCAGUUAAUUAUGAGUUUAGUGACAUAAGUGGUUACAUAAGUAUCUCCUGCUGAAACUUCAUGGUAACUGGAGCAUUCAGAUCAUGUCCAAUCACUGAUCACAAUAUUAAAUAUUAAAUCUUCCAUCAAAUCACAAAAGAAAAUAUUCAUAUUCCCAGGGAAAUAUAUAAUCUUUCAUUUAUUACCUCGUUAUUUUGUUUUGUUUGCUUUUAACUCUGUGAUAUAAUUAUUCUGAUCCUGAUCAAGCUGCAGGCUGCCACUAGGGGGCAGGCUUCCGUCUCAAUCAGCUACUUCCUCUUAUUAAGUGACUGAUCAUCCUCUCUCCAAAAAGCAGUUAAAUUUACUUUAAUAACAAGUUUGACUAUUUAAGUCCAGAAUAUUUCUGACUACAAACUAAUUUAUUUUGUUUGGAUGAAGCAAACCGCCCAUUCCAGCUGAGUUGAGAAACACUUUUGAAUGAACAAAUCAUUGAUUUUAGGAUUUUUCUAAAGAAUAACUGCACGACUGACUGGUAUAUUCCCAGUUAAUCCAGUACCAGAAGGACCAGGGCAGCAGAGACAGCUUUAGUUCAAAUUAAUGUAUUAAAACAUUUUUUGGCUCUGUAGAUUUUCUGGAGGCUGUUUGCAGCAGCAGAACCUCUCAGAUCCUGGAGUACUUGAACAUGUGAAAUGUUUCUGACGUCAUACACUGGUUUCGCCUGUAUAUUAAAAGGUUGAAUGGGAACUCAAUUCAUGGCUUUUGUUU
This is a messenger RNA of Gambusia affinis (western mosquitofish), 2260 nucleotides long. It is a transcript of the gene ccdc51, whose product is annotated as coiled-coil domain containing 51. The transcript has 7 exons. Bases 201 to 1478 code for a protein of 425 amino acids. NCBI's taxonomy places the organism in Eukaryota, Metazoa, Chordata, Actinopteri, Cyprinodontiformes, Poeciliidae. The record is from RefSeq and is a predicted model, not a curated record.